Messenger RNA from Funneliformis geosporum, 7183 nucleotides. The record is from the annotation of a GenBank genome assembly. Lineage: Eukaryota; Fungi; Glomeromycota; Glomeromycetes; Glomerales; Glomeraceae.
UUCUGAACCAACUCCCGAGGAGGUUAAUAAUGCCAAAAGCAAGUUAAAGCAAGCCCGCGAAAGUAAUAACAAGGAUGAAAUAGUAAAUAUCCUUAACGAGACUGAGGCCAUAACCCAAAAAAGUUCAGACCAAAGUUUAAAACAAGCAAAAGCAGAAACUGAAAAUAAAUUAGGUCAACUAGAUAAAGAAGAGUUGAGAAAAAUUAUCAAAGAAGAAGUAACUAAGGAAUUACAAAAGUUUAAAGUAAAAACUGAUGAUUUAAGUCCACAAAGAAUCAAAGCCCUAGAAAAAUUAAUUUCUGAACUCAAACGAGCCCUUGAAAAAAAAGAUAAAAAAGAAAUAGGAACUAAAGUUAAAAACUUGCGAAACUUUAUUGAUGAUCGUUCCGAUGAAUAUGCUCAAAAUGCUUAUCAACUUCAAAAAGAGGAGGCACAGAAAUGGUUAGAAAAAGCCGAAAAAGACCAAACACAAUCUAGUCAAAACCAGGAAAAUGGAGGAUUUUUUCGCCCAAAUAACCCACUAAUUCAGAAGCAAGUGGUUGUCAAAUCUAUUCAAAGUGAUUUCCAACAAUCUAAAGCGGUUAUUUUUUACAAUUUUCACCAAGUUGAGAACCAAGACCUCUUCAAAUUGAGAAAAGAAUUGAAAAAAUUAAGGCAAGCCAAUGCCUUUAUCUUUUGUCAGGAUGAUGAAUACCAACCAUUAAGUAUUCUUAACCAAUUUAAUAAAGAACAUUCGAGUAUUAAACGAUUUCAAGGUGGCAUUUAUGAGCAAAAGAAAAAAUUAAAUCAGCCCCCGCAGGAAAUCAAUAAAUUAAAUAUGUCAACAGAAUCAGAAAAAAGUAUAUCAGAAUCAGAAAUAAAAUUUAGUAAAGAAUUUAAUAUUCAAGAAACGGCUGUCGUUCAAGCCACAGCCACUGCUCAGGAAGGUGAAAAAGCUGAAGAAAAAAGUAGUAAUGUUUCAGUAAAACUAGUAGAAAUGAAAGAUGCUGGAUUAAGUCCAAUCAAAGUUUACGGAUUAAUUAAAGAGGCCGUUAAAGAAUUAAAGGACGAAGAUAUUAAUAUUAUUCAAGCCAAAAAAAUUACGGAAAAGGAAGACAAAAUUAUCUUAGAAAAUAUUCCGCGAGAUAAAGCCGAAGAAUUUCAAAAAAAAGUAGAAAAAGGAGCCAAAACUUUAUUAACUAAAACCAAAAAGCAACUAAAAGAAUUACCCGAACAAGUCUUAAAGGAAAAAACUGGUUUGGUAGAAAAAUUAAAAAGUAAAAUCCAAUCCCUCGAACAAGGUGAAUAUCAAGAAUGGUUGAUAAAAGAAACUAAGGGAGAACUAAAAAUAAUCCUCGAAAUCUUAAAACAAGAAGAAAAUAGUUUGACCAUUAGUUUUCAUUACGAACAAAAUCAGAAAGCUGAUUUUUGUCACUUACCAAAAAUGACCUCCCGAGGAGAUUUCAUUAUUAAUGGACUAGUUUUUGACUUUCUAAAUAUCCUAAAAACUUUUGAAGUUCCUUUGGAACUUUUGAAAACUUUGUUUGAUGGAGAAAGUUUAAACCUCGAUGAUUACCAAGAAACUAAUGCACUAGAAAUUGGAACUGGAACAACCAGUUUGCCACGAUUUUUAUUUACUAGCAAUAAAGGUAAUCCUUACUUUAACUUAGGAAAGUUAGGUCGAAAAAAAUAUAACCAAAAAACCGACCUAAUUCAACAACUAAAAGGAAAAACUUUAGCCGAAGACUUGCACGAUAACCAAGGCAAAAUAAUUUUGAAAAAAAAUACCGUUUUAACGGAAAUAAAUCUGCAAAAAUUACAGAAUGCACUCCAAAAGAAAAAAAUCAGGAGCAUUGAAAUUCCUUACUCCACUAAUGACUUAUACCUAGUUAAAAUAAAUUCUCCAACCAAUCAAGAAAAGAUUGUUUCAGUGAUUGGAACUGGGGAAAAAUUAUCUGAAGAAAAAACUUAUUUUGACUUGGCAGACUUAAUUUGUGCGGUAGCAGGUUAUAUCAAUCUUCAUCAUGGUUCAGGUAAUACUGAAAAAAGGGAAGAUGAAGAUAAAUUAGAAAACCAAAUUAUUCGGCGAGUUGGCGACUUAGUUCACAACAUUUUUGACAAUAAAUUAGGCAGUUUCUUGCAAGAUAUUGAUAACAAAUAUCUAACUAAUUACCUUUCUCAAUUAAAAAAAGUUGACUUCUUAAAAAUACCUAAUUUACAAGACUUUAGUAGACUUAUCACUCGUUUUUUUAAUUCCUCCGCUUUGGUUCGCUUACAAAAUCAAAAUAAUCCCUUAGCAGUUAUUUCAGAUGGAAUGGUCUCAAGUGUGAUGGGACUAGGAGGACGUAAUUCGGUUAAUGCUACUUUGGCCGCUCGGAAUGUCGAUUCCUCGUUUGGUGGUCGUUAUGACCCAGUAGAAACUCCCGAAGGCCGAAAUACUGGUUUGGUUCGUCGAAUAACAAUUGGAGCCGGAAUAAAUGAUGAUGGACAAAUAACCACUCCCUAUUUUCCAGUUCAGAAUGGGUUAAUUCUGCCCUCCUUAGUUUACUUAACCAGCGAAGAAGAAAAAGAUAAAUACAUUACUCACUUUAAUAUAAAAGUUGAUGAUAAAAACCAGAUUGUGGAAGAAACAGUAUUGGCGAUGCAUCAGGAGAAUUUUGUCCGAGUACCUAAAGAGAAAUUAGAUUUUAUUUAUAGUUCUUUUUAUCACUUAAACUCAGUAACUAGUGCGACCAUUCCCUUUUUUCACCAUAAUGAUGCUACCCGCAUGCUAAUGGCCACCAAUAUGCAACGGCAAGCCGUAACCCUCUUAAAAAAUCAGGAACCAUUAGUUUCCAGUGGAAUUGAAGCCGGACUUCUAAAUAAUUCUCCGCUCGCAGUCAAGGCUGAAGAAAGAGGAGUAGUAGAAUAUGUUGAUAGUUCCCAGAUUAUCGUUAAAGAAAAGAAUAAGGGGGGGAAAACUUACCAAUUAGAGCAAUUAGUAGUUUCCAACAAAAAUAUUCUUAAUUUUUCUUUCCCAUUGGUCAAAAAAGGUGAUAAAAUUGAAAAAGGACAAAUGUUAGCCUACGGAAAUUACGCUAACCAUGGAGAAUUAUCGUUGGGCUAUAAUUUAAGGGUUGGUUUUUUUUGUUUUGAUGGUUAUAACUAUGAAGAUGGAUUUGCUAUCAGUGAAAGAUUAGUUAAAGAGGACAUUCUUACUUCCUUUUUUGUCAAAAAGCACACGGUUAUCCGUCACGAUACCAAACAUGGUCCUGAAAUAUUCACCGCUUCCUUUCCCCGUAACGAAAAAAAACAAUUUCCGCACUUGGAUAAAAAUGGGAUUGUCAAAAUUGGAAGUCGAGUCAAAGGUAAUGAUAUUUUGGUUGGUAAAUUAACCCCUGAACCUAGUCUCCACAAAGAAACUGAAGUAGAAUUACUACUAAGGGAUAUUUUGAAAGAAAAAGCCCAACGAUUUGUUAAUUCUUCGCUCCGAUUGCCAGCCGAGGAGGAAGGAAUAGUUUACCAAAUUAAAAGAAAAAAACUCACUAAAAAUAAAAAAAAGUUAGAAUCAGUAGAAGUUUAUGUGGCUCAGAAAAGAAAAAUAGAAAUUGGAGAUAAAUUAACUACCCGGUUUGGUAAUAAGGGAGUAGUUGCUAAAAUUGUACCCGAAGCCGACAUGCCUUUUGAUGAAGAAGGGAAACCACUGGAUAUAAUUUUUAAUCCGCUUAGUGUUCCUACCCGAAUGAAUAUAGGUCAAUUAUUAGAAACUGUAUUAGCUUCGGCUGCCCACCAACUCAAUAUUAAACUGCUCUGUCGACCUUUCAAUUCUCCUUCUCCGGAAGCAAUCAAAGCAAUUAUUCAAGAAGCUGGAAUCAAAAAUUAUGGAGCUCAGAAAUUAUUCGAUGGCCGAACUGGCUUGCCUUUUUCCCAUGACAUUUACACUGGAUAUGUAUAUGUAAUUAAACUUAAUCACAUGGUAGCAGAUAAAUUCCAUGCUCGAAAUACCGGUCCCUACUCACUUAUUUAUCAACAACCAGUCAAAGGACGUUCCCAAGCUCAUGGAGCAGCCUUUAACGUUAACGAAAUAACGGGAUCCAAGUCAGAUGAUAUUUCUAAACGAAAUGCGUUGCAAAAUGCUCUAUUAUUUGCCGACCGCCAAAUUGACUUCCGCAGCAACCACAGUGAAUCUUUUAACCUUUUACUUCAACAUCUACGUGGUAUCGGAUUUAACCUCCAAGCCUUUGAUUAUCAAGUAAUCAAUAUUCGCACUCUCAAACCAGAGCCGGGGGGUCUUUUUGAUCCCCGAAUAUUCGGCCCCUUCCUUAACUACGAAUGUUUUUGUGGCAAAUAUAAAGUGCCGGUAGUUAAUAUUGCUCUCUUCAAGGUUUUAGCCACUAAUUUAAGUAAAUUAUUGGGCAUUCCCACUAAAAAAUUAGAAGAUGUUAUUUAUCUCCGAACCUACGUAGUGGUUGACAAUGGUUUAACUAACUUAUUGGAAAAAAAAAGUAUUUUGGAAAAGAAGUUGGAUUUGCAUUUGAUUAACGACAUUUUACAAGAAAUCAUUCAAGAUGAAAAAACAAGCAAAGAAGUCAUUGCCCAAGCCAAAGAAUUAAGCCAGAAUCUAGAUGGAAAAAAGGAAAAAAAUGAAGAGUAUUACAAAAUCUUAGAAGUAAAAAAAGGAAAAACUCCUGCUGGAACUGAAAAGGAAGUCCUAGAAAUGACUCAAAAAAUUAGUGAGGCUUAUAAGAUUUUAAGUGACAAGAAAAGAAAGGAAAAUUCUAAUGAUUCUGAAGCAAACAAAAUCUUUUUAGAAGAUUAUUUAGAUUUUUUAGAAAAGCAUCGUGGCAUAAAAAUUUGGACUGGGGCAGAGGCACUUCGAGAAUUAUUAAUGGGAAUUAAUAUCAAGGAAGAAUUAGCCAAAGUUAAGGAAGCGGUCAAGGAAGUACCCCAAAAGACUAACCAAGAAAAGUUAAAAUUCCUACAUGGUUCAAAUUAUAAAAAAAAUGAAAUCAAGAGUUUACUGCAAAGUUUAAGUGGUAAGGAAGGAAUCCUCCGUCGUUAUUCUUUAGGAAAAAGGGUUGACUACUCGGCUCGUUCGGUAAUUGUUCCUAACCCCAAUCUACUUAUAGAUCAGAUUGGAUUACCAGUUAAAAUGGCCUUAACCCUCUAUAAACCUUUUAUUAUCCAAAAAAUAUUAAAAGAAAAAGUGGUUUUCACCGUUAAAGAGGCGGAACAACUAUUUUAUCAAAAAGACCCCGUUGUUUUCCCAAUACUUAACGAAAUUAUUAAAGGACAUCCAGUUUUAGCGAACCGUGCUCCUAGUUUACACCGCCUGAGCAUUCAAGGAUUUUAUCCACAAUUGACCUUAGGUAAUUCGAUCGAACUUCAUCCUUUAAUAACUACCGCUAUGAAUGCCGACUUUGAUGGAGACCAAAUCGCUAUUCAUUUGCCAAUGACUACUAAAACUUGUGAGGAAGUUAAAGAACUCAUUCUUUCUACCCACCACAUUAUUGACCCUAAAAAUGGUCAUUUGAUAACUAUUCCUAGUCAAGACAUGAUUUUAGGUAUUUAUUAUUUAACUAGAGAGGUUAAAAAUAAAAAAGUAAUUUUUUACAACGAAAUAGGAAAUAUUUGGAAGAGCCACGAAAAAGGUAAAAUAGGACUCCAUGAUUUAGUGGCCAUUCCCGCCACCUUGGUGGAUCGGAACUUUUCCACUUCUCAAAACCAAUUUCUCUUUACUACGCUAGGGAAAAUAGUUUUUAAUCAAAUUUUACCCGCUAGUUUCCCUUACCAUAUCAAUGACUUAAAAAAAUACAACACCGAAAGUAGUCAAAAUGAUGAUUUGUUCAAGAUAGACCAAAUUGCUAAAAAUAUUCCACCUUUUGAAUUAGAAGGAAUUAUCUCUAACAAAGAAAAAAUUCUAACCGAGGCUUACCAAAAAGAAAACCAAAUCACCAAACACUUUUCCCAAGAUUCUGGAGCUCGGGCUAGUGAUGAAAGUUUGACCCAAAUCUUCGGGAUGCGUGAAGGAUUAACCCCUUUUGAAUUCUUUAUCUCAGUUUAUGGAGCGGUGAAGGGAAUGAUUGAUAUUGCCUUGAAAACUGCCGAAGCUGGUUAUCUAACUCGGCGUUUAGUGGAAUCCACCCAAAACUUGGCGAUAAUUUCCCCCGAUUGUGGAAUAAACACUGGUAUGCUUUUUGUGGAAAGUGGUUUACCACUUAGCAAAAGAGUUUACGGUCGUUACUUAGCCCAAGAUAUAUCCGAUAAGGAAGAAAAAACUAUUUUAACUCGCAAUACUCUCCUACUGGAAAAGGAAAUGAAAAUUAUUCAAGCAAAAGGAAUUACGGAAAAAUGCUAUGGCUUAGAUUUAAGUAAACCGGGAGAGGCAAUUGCCUUGGGAACUGCGGUGGGAGUAAUUGCGGCUCAAUCCUUAGGAGAACCAGGAACUCAGUUGACUAUGCGAACUUUCCACAGUGGAGGAAUUGCUGGGGAUGAAGACAUUACCCAAGGUCUACCAAAAGUCAAACAAAUUUUUGAUAACAUUAAACCUGACAAGGAAGAAAAAACUAUUUUGGCGAAGGACGAUGGAAAGAUAAUUAGUAUUGAAGAAAAAAUAAUUAAGCAAAAAAACGACCAGGGGAAAGAAAUUAUUUAUCCGCUCGGUAAGAAAAAGAAGGCUCGAGUCAACCAAGGAGAUCUAGUAAAAAAGGGCGAAAGACUUACGGGUGGAAAAGUAGACUUGGAAGAAUUCCUUGAAGUUAUGGGACGAAAUAGUUGUCAGGAAUAUAUUAAAGAGGAAGUCAGAAAAGUAUAUGAAAACCAAGGGAUAGAGGUUAAUGAAAAACAUAUUGAAAUUUUUGCUCGCCAAAUGCUCUCCAAGGUAGAAAUAACCAAUAGUGGAGAUAGCAAUUAUUUAGUGGGCGAUUUAGCAAAUUAUCACGAAUUAGAAAAAAAUAAUCAAAAACUAUUAGUCAACAAAAAACAGCCAGCUUCUUUUAAAAAUAUCAUUUCUAGCCUGAAAGAUUUAGCAUCUCACCCAGAUUCUUUCUUAGCUGGAAUUUCUUUCCAAAACACCUUAAAGAGUUUAGUUAAUUAUUCUUUAUAUCAACCAGUUGAUUACUUACGAGGAUGCAAAGAAAACUUAAUUGCUGGUCAAUUAAUACCAGUUGGAACCGGUUUUAAAGAACGAGAAAAAUUUCAACGAAAAAGCACUCGGGAAACAUAA